Erigeron canadensis is the source of this 2525-nucleotide messenger RNA. RefSeq names its product phospholipase D alpha 1-like. The transcript is spliced from 4 exons. Lineage: Eukaryota; Viridiplantae; Streptophyta; Magnoliopsida; Asterales; Asteraceae. Gene Ontology annotation, biological process: phosphatidylcholine metabolic process; phospholipid catabolic process. Bases 1 to 2448 code for a protein of 815 amino acids. Gene Ontology annotation, molecular function: D-type glycerophospholipase activity; calcium ion binding. The record is from RefSeq and is a predicted model, not a curated record. Gene Ontology annotation, cellular component: plasma membrane.
AUGGCUCAACAUGUGCUCCAUGGGACAAUUCAUGCAACUAUUUUCGAGGUCGACAGGUUACAUAAUGGAUGGGAUUUUAAAGACUGCUUCAAGCCAACGAGUCAAGGAAAAGGAAAAAAGAUACUAUCUCAGGUGAAAAGGAUGAUACUUUGUCGCCCUGAGGUUGUUGGUUCAAAAAUAUAUGCAACUAUCGACUUGGAAAAAGCAAGGGUUGCAAGGACUAGAGUGAUUGAAAAGGAGCCAACCAAUCCUCGUUGGGACGAGUCGUUUCACAUAUAUUGUGCACACAAUGUUUCAAACAUUAUAUUCACGCUUAAAGAUGGUAACCGGCCGGUUGGGGCGUAUCUAAUCGGGCGAGCUUACCUCCCCGUCGCGGAGGUCAUCAACGAGAAUGAAGUGGAACGAUGGCUCAAGAUAUUAGACAAAAAAGGUAACCCGAUACAAGGAGGUUCGACGAUCCAUGUGAAGUUGAAAUACGUUAGUGUGGCGAGAGAUAGUCAUUGGUCACAAGGGAUUAAAAGUCCUAAAUUUGGAGGCAUACCUUAUACUUUUUUUAGACAAAGGGAAGGUUGUAAAGUCACAUUGUACCCCGACGCCCAUGUUUCCGAUGAUUACAUUACAUCGUAUCUCGUUUCCGAAGGGUAUUAUGAGCCGCAAAGAUGUUGGGAGGAUGUCUUUGACGCGAUUAGUGACGCGAAACAUUUGAUCUACAUAACCGGGUGGUCAGUUUACACCAAAAUAACGUUGAUUCGAGACCCUAGGAGGCCUAAACCGGGCGGAGAAGUGACAUUAGGUGAAUUACUGAAGCGAAAAGCGGACGAUGGUGUGAACGUGUUAAUGCUUGUUUGGGACGAUAGGACAUCCGUCGAGGAUUUUAAGAAAGACGGAUUAAUGGCGACGCACGAUCAAGAAACGGACGAUUAUUUCCGUGGCACGAAGGUACAUUGUGUUCUAUGUCCUCGUGAACCCGAUAAUAAAAACACUUAUGUUCAAGGGAUUCAAGUGGCUACAAUGUUUACUCAUCAUCAGAAGGCGAUUGUCACGGACAGCGACAAUCCCGGGGAUGCGUCGGGAAAGAGACAGAUCCUCGGGUUUGUUGGGGGUAUUGAUCUUUGCGACGGAAGGUACGACACUCAUGACCAUUCUUUGUUUCGGACCUUGAAAGAUAUUCAUCAUGAUGAUUUUCACCAGCCAAACUUCCGGGGAGCCUCCAUCGCAAGAGGCGGUCCACGAGAACCGUGGCACGACAUACAUUGCAAACUUGAAGGCCCGAUCGCGUGGGAUGUAUUGUAUAAUUUUGAACAAAGGUGGAAUAAACAAGUUGGAGCUGGGUUUGUGUUUACAUUACCCGAGCUUGACGAAUUCAUAUCUCACCCUGUGCCGGUUAGUCCAUCGGAUGAUUCGUGGAACGUGCAGCUGUUUCGAUCGAUCGAUGGUGGUGCGGUGUCGGGGUUCCCCGGGGAAGCAUCUAUGGCCGGGCUUGUUACCGGAAAAGAUAAUGUGAUUGAUCGUAGCAUCCAAGAUGCGUAUAUUAACGCCAUACGACGAGCGAAAAACUUCAUCUACAUUGAGAAUCAGUACUUUGUUGGCAGCUCUUAUAAUUGGAAAACAAGUGAAGAUUUCAAAAAUGAGGACAUCGGGGCUUUAAAUCUCAUCCCAAGGGAGCUCUCACUUAAAAUAGUGAGUAAGAUAAGAGCAAAUGAGAGAUUUUGCGUGUACAUUGUCAUCCCAAUGUGGCCUGAAGGGAUCCCAGAAAGUGGAUCCGUUCAGGCCAUUUUAGAUUGGCAAAAAAGAACCAUGGAAAUGAUGUAUAAAGACAUCGCUUCCGAGAUUCGUGCCAAAGGGAUCGAAGCAGACCCUCGGGACUAUCUGACAUUUUUUUGCCUAGGGAAUCGUGAAACCAAGAAACCCGGUGAGUAUGAACCGCCAGAGAAACCCGAGCCUGAUUCUGAUUAUAGUAGAGCCCAAGAAUCGCGACGCUUCAUGAUUUACGUUCAUGCUAAAAUGAUGAUCGUCGACGACGAAUAUAUAAUAAUUGGGUCAGCAAACAUCAAUCAAAGAUCAAUGGAUGGGGCUCGAGACACAGAGAUUGCAAUAGGUGCCUACCAACCAAACCAGAUUGCUGGUCAAUGGGCACCCAGAGGUGCAAUAUAUGGGUUCAGGAGAGCAUUGUGGCUAGAACAUCUUUCUUACGUACAUGAUUCUUUUCGCCAUCCAGAAAGCCUAGAAUGUGUUCGCAAAGUAAACGCUAAGGCAGAUGGAAACUGGAACUUGUAUUCGAGCCCGACCUUUGAUCAGGAUCUUCCAGGACAUUUGCUUCGUUAUCCGGUGGCUAUCUCAGACGGUGGAGACGUUACGACUUUGCCGGGGUUUGAGUUCUUCCCGGACACAAAGGCACGGGUUUUGGGGACUAGAUCUGUCACUUUACCUCCUAUUCUAACCACCUAGUACUAACUCAUUGUAACAUAUAUAUUACUUGUGACUUAUUUGAACAUAGCUAGCAAGCAUUCGUAACUUAUAUCCAA